AUGUCUGAGAACAAAGAUUCCAGCGCAGAUACAAGUGGGUCAUCAGGCUCAACUGGUGGUAAUGUUUGGCUUUCUGAAAGAAGCCAUCCUAAAAAGCCAGAUUCUUAUUUCAAAGAAACAUUUGAGCCGUCGAGUGACUCUGGGGCGCCUUCUAUCAGCGUCUAUAUAGAUUAUACCAGAUUGUCAGAAUUGGGAAACAACUCAGAUAGUUCAGGAAGUAAUGAUGCAACUUCAUCCAAACACUCUUCUUUAGAAGAACGUACUGGCGUUAGCGAGAGCAAGAACAGAACUCUCGCGAUCAAAAAAAGUUACCGAGAUCUGCAUGACCCUGUGUUCCAGGACAAUUCAAGCCUUAAACUCCACAGCUUCAACGCGCCCCGUCUGCCAGAGCUCAAGAACCUCAGUUCUGAUACAGUUAACACCAAUGUUUUGAUGGACUCUAGGAAGACAUCUUUGAAUGCUGCGACAUAUAAUAUACUUAACAACAGCUUGCAGGACAAGCAAGUUGAGGAUUCCGAGGAAGGGCUGCCUCUGAGGCCAAUCAAACAUGUACCCCUCCAAAAAGACAGGGACAGCAAGAAAACCAUAUCAACUUCAGUGCUAGAUGCAAGUAGCAUUCGAAGGUUCUCAGAGUUGGAGAAGCCAGAUGCAAGAUCGUCAGCUGUUCUUUCGGAGGGCGACAACAAUGGUGUGACAGUCGAGCCUCGCGAAUAUCAAACACAGAAUAAAAUUAUAGAGGAGGGUGAAGCCGAGAGUUCAGAGUACGAAAAGCAUUCAAAGCCCUCUAUUGAGGAGGCGGUCAAGCUUUUUAAGCAGGAAGCGAAAUCGCAGCAGCCAGCAAGGCUCAUCGAACACAAAUUCACACCUCCGCAUUCUCGAGCCGUUACCACACGGGCCUCGCAAGGCUCUCUCAGAAGUCAGGUCAGUAGCCAAAAUUCCCGCUUUUCUCAAACACGAAGAUCGCGCAAAGGUCCUCAAAAUCCGUCGCUCCUGGCAUCAAUUUUGGUGGCACCCAGUUCAAAGAAAAGGCGAAGCGGAGUACCGAAAAAGAUCAUAUCACCAGCCAUACCGGCACUGCGGCAGAUCUCUGGAAGCAGUAAUGGAUCAAAAUCAUCAGCGCAGCCUAAAGUCCAGGGCAAUUCUACGGCUGAUACUUCGCAACCUCGGCAACCUCCAAAGGCGCCAUAUCGAGAUCAAGAAGAUCAACUUGGGCCAAUAUACCGCUACCGCGAUAUCUUAGACGAGAAAGAGGUUGAAAAAGAUGUUCUUUACUCGCAAUUUGUCGAAUCCUCCUCUGUCUCCUCGCGAGACUCAAAUCUAGGAAAAUUCGCCGAGAUUUUCAGCAUCCCAAGGAUUAUAGUAUUUUUACUGUUCUGCGCGGUGGCGCCUCCGGCAUACUUUAUUACAGGUUUGAACCCCCGUAAUGCGCUUCCUGAUGACAAGCUUAUGAGAUUGAUAAUGAAUAGAGAGCACAGAGAGGGCCUAUUUGCAGGUUUCGUGUGGGACGUGAAUCUUCACUGGUUUCGGAGGACCUGCCUACUGAUAGGCACGGUUGAGGUCCUUGCUAUAAUUGCAUGCAUAGGGGUUGGAUUCGGCGUGGGACUCUCAAGAGAGUGA
Molecule: messenger RNA, 1617 nt
Organism: Lachancea thermotolerans CBS 6340
Lineage: Eukaryota; Fungi; Ascomycota; Saccharomycetes; Saccharomycetales; Saccharomycetaceae
Gene: BUD8
Product: Bud8p
Exons: 1
Coding region: 1-1617 (538 amino acids)
Source: RefSeq, a predicted model, not a curated record